GAAAAAUGAACGGUGAGAUAUUAAUAUAGUGGUCAAGGCACCAGCGAAGGUUCCCCUGGAGUGUUUCUUUGUAUAAUCGAUCCAGAAAAGACUCCGAAAAUCAUGAAAAGCUGAUAAAUCUGACGACUUUUGCAAGAAAGACGGACUCCGAUGAAUGCUUUAUGUAUCAGAGAAAUUUAGAAGUCAAGAUAAACCAUGAAGUUGCCGCCAGCUAAACUUGUCUUGACCUGCACUGGCAAUGUUUCUGAUAAAGAUCUUGAGGAGAGACUAGCUAAGAUAAAGACUGCACUCGAAGGUCUAUCAAAAUCCAAAGGUAACUCUGUGAACCUGUCCAAAGUUGAGCCAUGGAACAGUGUCCGCGUCACCUUCAACAUCCCAAAAGAAGCUGCAGCUCGUCUCAGAGAAUUGGCCCAGCGAGGCGACCUCAACCUUCACAAGCUUGGGAUUCUGACGGUGCAGGUUGAGAACGGGGAGACCAUCUCUCUCCCACCUCCCCCACCUGAGGCACAACGUAGCCUGUUCUCACCCCCUCCACCGACCCCGUCAGGCACACCCCAGCUGCCUCCUGGCCCUCCCCUUGUACCCCCAUCCCCUACCCCCGUGUCCUCGCCAGUUGUUCCAGCAUUGACUCCCACUCCAGGAAUGAUGGUCCCUGGACAUGGACUAGGAGCAUCAGUGACAGGCCCAAACUUCGCCGUACCUGGAGUUUCUGUCCAGCAGAUCACCAGACCCUCCCUCCAGCAUGUCCAGGGUUUACAAACCCAAGGAGUCGCCUCCCUCUUCUCUCCGCAAGGAGCUGGAAACCUCUGGAAUUCCAUGGGUGUUCCCCAGCAACGCCCUCUCCAGCCUCCGCCUAGUUUCUGGAAUCAGAUCCCUCAGUUUUUCCCACAGGUGAACAUGACACAGGCCAAUCAGCCUCCUCAAGUCUUACCCAGCGGUCCCCAAAUUCAACCUGUGUCGCAACCAAAGCCACAACCCAAAAAGAGGCGUAAAAGAACCAAGAAGGCGAACAUACAACCCCCUGAACUGGCUGUAGCAGCAGGGCAGCCUCUGCUACCACUCCCUCCUCACUUGCAGUCACUGCCAACUACAAGUACAAGUACCCAAGACAGUACAGACAACUUCAAUACCAGCAAACCGUCAAAUCUAACUCUACCACCAAGCCUUAUUGACAACCCGAUCAGUCCAAAUACACCACCAUCAACCGCUAUGUCCACAAGUGCAACUACCACUGCACCGGUAGUUGCAUCAUCUGUUUCACCAGGAACCCAGUUCUCCUUCACCGAUAUCCCCAUAUCAAGGGGACUUGUCCCAAGCCCACAGACACAGCUGCAGCUUUUGCAGAAGAAGACAGACGUGGCCCUCACAAGCCCCCUGUUGGUUAAUCUUCUUCAGAGCGAUAUUUCUGCCAAGCAGUUCCCCUUCUCAAAUUCUUCUGGGGGUAAGACUACAUCUACCGGGACUGACACCCCAACAACUGGACAGCCAGGACCAUCAAGCCAAGAAACACUGGCAUCCCCAGCUCCUCCCAUAAAUUCAAGUUCACCAUUUAUGAUAGGAAAUGGCAUUGGCACCCUAACAGCCCCAAACUCUGUCAUUCCCAAUAUGUCCCCAUUUGUAACAUCCCAGGGAAAUAUACCAGGUUACAUAUCAACAGCAGGUCAGUUUAUACCACCAAGCACUCUGUUGCAAGCCCAGUCAGGACAGUUGUCCCAAGAGCAGCUGCAGUUUCAACUCAGUCAGUUGUCAGCUGCGCAGCUUUCGCAAGUGCAGGCACACCAUGCUCAAUCCUUUCAAGGUCACAUGCCACAGGGUCCAAUAAUGCCAGGUUCGAAUCAGAUGCCUCCGAAUCAGAUGCCUCCGAAUCAGAUGCCUCUGAAUCAGAUGCCUCCGGGUCACAUGCAGCCCUUUCAAAUGCCUGGUGGUCAUCAUCUACCAGGCCAACCCUUUCCAGGCCCCAUGCCUCAUAGUCAACUCCCAAAUGCCAGAAUGUCCAUUGGGCCAAUCAUAACUCAUGAUCCUAUGUCACAGGGUCAGAUGAGACUUGGAGGACCAAUGCACAUGGGGCACAUGCCUCGUCCUCCAAUGUCAGCAGAUCGUGGUCAGGUACUACCAAACGACCCAUCACCGAGUCAGAGUAGAGGACAUCUGCAUCAUAUGGGGCAGCUUCAGCAAGCCAUUGCUCCUCUUGUGUCAACAAGUAAUGUCCCAGGUCCUCCCUCGGCCAAUCCAAUGGAUACUUGGAAUACAGAUGGCACCACUGUUACUGCUCCAAGCUCAUCAGUUAAAGAAAAACAAGAAUUGUCGAUUGAUCCUCAAGCAAAGAAGGCGGAACAAAUUAAAGUUUCAGAUGCUGGCACAUCACAGCCUGGAUCAUCUCUUGAAAUAAGCAGAGAUAAUUCCAAGAAACCUGAUGCAGCAAAACAGCCUGAAGAAGAUGGUCAUGUGUUUGAUGAAGAGGCUGCACUUCUUGGAAUGACAGAGGCUGAAAGAGACACCAUGGCAGUCGCAGCCAUCAUUGCCAAAGAAGCUAAGAUGGCAGCUGAUGCCAAAAAUGGCAAAGCCCAGCAAAGCAAAGAAGUGCCGCCUCCAAAACCUGAGCUACAAUCACCUGUAAAUAGAGCAGCCACUCCUACUACCACAGUAUCAGUUAGUGAUGGAACUGCUUCAGUUGCUCAACAGGCAACAUCUACUCCCAGUGCACCAUCAACAAGAAGUUACACAGAAAGUCAUUUCAGUCAAUCAUCCUCACGAGGUGGACUGCCAACGCCACCUGUUGCUGAUAGGCGAUCAUCAAAUUCACCUGUUCGCUUGUCUCCCCCUAAGAUACCAGAGAGUGUGAAGCAGAGACGGACUCCUCCAUCUUCAAGUGCUAGACCAGUCCAACACCAGCAGCCACAAUAUGGUCCCAUCCCGGGUAGUUCUCCAUCUUCCAUGUCCUCGGGGAUUGCUGGUUUACAGACUCUCACCUCAAGGACCUUCUCUGCAUCAGCACAACCCUCAAUCCGUGACAUGGCAAUAACCAGAAACCCAGAGCACAACACCCUUAGUCAGUUUCUGAGCAGUGUGACUCCACCAACAGAAAUCCUUCAGAUGGCACCACUGUUCCGCAGCAGCAAACCGCAGGACACGGCACCUAAAUCAGCCCAAGCAUUUCCGCAGGGUCCCACAACUGCACCUAAUGACUGGCUUUCACUAGCAUCAGUUGAUGCACAGAAGCCUCUUCCUCUACCUGCUCAAAUUGGUGCAAGGACUCCGAUGCAGCCUGCAGAGUUCAGUGCAGCAACUGAAAGAAUGCUUGGCAGCAUUCUAGAUACACAGAAACCUACUCUUGCCAACAUUGAGCGUCCACCUAAUCAGCCAAGGGUGAUCACAACAGAGGGUAUUAACUUCAUGCACAAAUUGGUCGGAAGGGCACCUCCAUCAAAUAUCCAGAAUCAACCUUCACCAGGAGAUGCACCAGCUUCUAAAAAAGACACUUUUGAUCAGGCAACCUCAGGUGAUCUGGCCAAAAGGGAGGACAAAUCUCAACUCAAAGCACUUCUGAAUGAGAUUGUAAUCCCGGAGAAAUGCCCUUAUGAGAAGCAGUUCUUAUCAGAUGAUUCAAAGGCUGUAAAGCCCCAGACCACUUCAACACCCACUUCAGCUGACUCACACAGUCUCUUUCCCCCAGCCACAUCACAUCAAGUGGACGCAUGGCUUGGUUUUAAUCAUCCAGCAGUGUCAGUAGCACAAGCUGCUUCAAGGAAAACUGAUAGCAUAUCAAGUAAUAUCACCUCCAUCUAUAUUCCACCACCAGUCAUUGGCCAGCAGCAGCAACAACAGCAACAGCUAAAGCAACAACAACUGCAGCAAAAUAAUCAGCCAUUGCCAAUAGUGCAGCAAACUGCAGAAAGCUCUAAUGUUGUGACAACAGCAUCAGCAUUGGCUUCUCAAAGAGGGAUCAUAUCAUCACCAUCGGGCUUCGGAGUGGAAGGUAAAACCAGCCAAUCAGAUAGUGGUGUGAAGAGCUCCAUCCAAACUCCUCCACCUAUGUUUCAGAGUCACUCCAUGGGCACUUUGUCCCAGGCUGUAGCAGCCCACAUAGCUGAUGAGAACAUGCUGCGAUUUUCCCAGCAAGGUCUUCCUAGCCAGGCUGCAGAAAGUAUGGCUAGAGACUCCUCUGUAGCGAGACCUUCACAAUUCCUACAACAGUCCUUUCCUCCUGGUAUGUUGGCAAAGUCACCAAUUCCUCAUCCCCAACCACCUUCCCUGCCGGAAACCCCAAUGACAGUUUUGGAAAGAGCCCCCAAAAUUUUGCUGUCACCAGCCACUCUUUCAACAGCUUCAGAAGAAUUGAUCAAAAGCCUUGGUGCUCAUGGUACUAUAGCCACCCUAACACCUGAACCAGAGGCUGCCCCAGCUGCUGAAGCUGUUGAUACAAAACAAGAUAAGUGUUCUGUAGUACAACCACCUGCUCAACAGUUGCCGCAAUUAACAUCCCAAAAGCCUUUUGAAGAUGCAUGUCCUGAUACUGAGGCAUCUAAGAGCAUGGACGGAAAAGCACCUGUACAUGCAAGUACAGAAAGCAGCAUUCCCAACUUAGAAUCUGCCAUGAUGCAAACCAAAAACCAGUCCUUUAAACCUUCAUCUGUGACACCCCGACCACCAACACCUGCAACACAGUUAAAGGUUGAACAGCAGGUACAACAUACUGUGGCCACCCCUGAAGUUGAAGCAACAGUAACAGAACCACCUGCAACGAAUGCUCCAGUCACCCCCAUGACAACCUUUGAGUCGGCAGCAAUGACGAGUGUAACAACAUCAUCAACAACUGUUCAAUCAACAACUGAAGUUUCACAUCUGAUGCAGAUGUCAAAGAUGACCCUUUCACAGGUGAUGGCAACAUCAACUGCCUCGGAGCCAGAUACUGGAAGCCAUCCUGAAGCAAGCAUUUCAUCAGUGCACCCUUCAAUUCUGAUCCAACAACAGCCUGCAAUUCAGACACAGCCAGCUUUGCAUGACUCAGUUCCUCCAUCAGGAGAAAGGGGAAAUGCUUUGCCAUCUUCAAAAAUACCAGGACCAGUUCCGCACUCUGAGACUGUGGGAUUAAAAUCCUUGGACUACCAGACCUAUUCAUCCACUAAGCCAGCACUAGAGAAAACUUUAAAAUCAAGUCCAGAGAAAUUGAAGCAACUGAAUAUAGAAGCAACAUCAAAUUCUGAUGAGUCUGAAGCUGACAAGAAUACACAACAAAUGCACAAGAAGGCUGCAGGGGACAAGCGUAUGGGACAACAGAUUAAGACAUCUCCUGUACCUGUGGCCAGUUUAGGCCAUGCGACAACAACACCUCCUGCAACUGUUACAACACCUGUAAAACCUACAAUUUUCUCAUCAGCUUCAAGCACAUUGGUACAAGCCCAGUCAAUUAUGGUCAAAACUGCUGCAAUGUCUAGAACUUCUGGGAUCUUGAAGGCAGCAGAGCAGACAGCACGUCCUGUGCGAUCCAGAACACCACCUAGGGCAUCGCUCUCAACUCUUCCUCCAAACACCUGCAACAAUGAAUCUCUGGGUAGUGCCAGUGCUUUACUGAGCUCUAUAGCCAAGUCGGCUUGGACUGUCACCACAGCAAUGGCGUCGGCAGCAAAAGCUAAGGUAGUGCCAACCCCAAAGGCGACAGAUAAGAAUCUAACCCGGAUGCGAAGGUCUCCUGAGACACUCCCUCCGGUAGGUAAAAUGGCAGCUGGCGAGCGAGACAGAGGAGGUCAUGAAAUGCAAACUCAACAAAGCCGCACACCUCCAGCUUCAGCUAAACCCACAUCCAAGACUCCAGCUGAACCCUCUCUAGAGUCCUCACUGCCUUCAGUGAAGAGUCAAGAGGGUAGCCCACCCACAAAAGGCAGUGUCCAACAACAGCCACCACACCAUUCUGCACUAGUCCCAAUGGAACAGCCAGUAAGCUCUGCAGUUCCAGCAUUUCAUGCUGCUCUCCCGACAUCCUCAGCUAAAGACCUGCAGCAAACCCACUCUAGUAAAGCGGAAAACGAGAGUGCAUCUGCUCAGUCCCUGGCAUAUUCUAUAAUAUCAAGUCCCCCACCAGCUCCUACCAUAUCUUCCCCUCCCACACAUCCACAAGUAGUCAAAUCUCACUCAGUGCCAGGCAUGGAAUCCACAUCACCGGUCAGAGAUUCUUCAGCAAACACAGUCAUAUCACCUCUUCUUACCCAAGUACAAAAGCCAACGUUGCAGUCGACACAUUUCCACAGUAAUGUUGAACCUCAUUCUCAAACAUAUCAAGCUGUGCCAUCUAUUGAGGAGGCACAGAAACCCCAAACCGUGAAAGAGGUGAUUGCGAAAGAUGACCAAAAAGUCCCAUCGCAGUGUGAACCAAGGGUCUCUGUGCCACAAGUUCCACAAGCCACUGAUGACAAGCAGACCAUCCAAACUACUUCGGAGGCAUCUGCAGUCUCCACAUUAACGCCCACGUGCAUUCCUAUAGUUCCUAGUCACACAUCAGUUGGAGAAACAUCCAAGUCGUCCGGAGUAGAGACAGUUCCCCUGAGUCCCCCGAACAAUCAGAAUUCCCAGGAUAAAGCUCCAAUAAAAUCGACCAAUCAACCCGCUGAGGCAACAAUCGUCACGUCACAUCCUGGUCCCACAGUCACAUCUACUGUUCCUCAAACUCCCCUGAUUUCACCUUAUGCAAAUGAAACCGCUACUGUAGUCGUAUCAGAUGAUGGCAAUAAAAAUACACCAUUGCCAGAACCACUAGCUGAAUCUCGUAAACGAAUGCACACUGGAGAUGUAGGUGAGCCUGCUGUCAAACUGGCAAAGUCUGACACUCCAACUCCUGAAGUUGGGACACAGGAUGUAGAACAACCCCACAAGCAAGACAAAGAGGCAAAUAAGGAAAGAUCAACACCCACAGAAACCAAAGAUGCCUUACCAAUCCUAGAUGGCAAUAGCACCAAGCAAGAUACCUUGCAAAACAUUCAACCAAGUGCAGCAACUGUGGACAUUUUAGGAGUAACAGGACAGCUAGGACAGUCCAAAGAAAAGCAGGAGGUACUGUCACCCACAGAGACCCAUCCAGCACCAAAAGGAGUUCCCAGUGUUCCUGAGAUUACAAGAAAAGUUGAUCCAGCACAGCAGUGUGAGAGGAUACCAGAGACCACAUCACAGUGUUCAUCACAGCCUAGUGUAGUCCACGACUCCUGCAAAUCUCACAAGGAGAGCGUCAUCAUCAAAUCCGAUGUUUCACCUGAGCCGUCGCUCUUGAGCAAACCCGACCAAAUCACAAACCUGGUGGAGAAAGCCAUUCAGAUGGAUCCAGAUAAAGGCUGUUUAUUUGAAAAGGCAUCAACAUCUGAUGUCUCUGCAGAAAUGCCUAGAUAUUUGUCAGGACAGCACAAUCUGGAACAUGCAGCCGAGGAGGUUGUUCAACCACCUCCCAGCCAGAAAACUGAAAUGAUCACAAAACACCCGGAGAAGGAACCGAGCAAGGAUGGAGGAGUCAAAAUGUCGAGGGAACCUGAGGGGGAGCUGGAACCACGUAGGACAAGACACACCUCAGAGGAGGUCCCCGGUAUGUCCACGAGGAGCCUUCGCAGCGGACGGAGGUCGCCAGGAGAACUAGUUUCCAAAGGGAAGGAUAAAGAGAAAGAAGAGUCCCCUCCAAUAACCAGAGGAAGAGGGCAGAAAGAAAAGGAGAUUCCAGGCGAGUCGGAGGCCGACGCUCUGUCAAGGAAGAGAAGCACACGCUCAUCAGGAAGGGACAUGUACUACGGGCCCAUCCCAUCCUACAAGAGACGUAAGACGAACCAGAAGUAGAUGUGCGACAGCAACUUGGUUCUCAAAGCUAUAAGUGCAGGAAGACAUGUAGGACAAUAUGUGUCGGAGCACUGCCACCAUAACUCUUCAAGGAACACGGGAGGGUCGAGGGUUGUUGAUUCAUCCAAGACAUCAAGCUAAGGCCUGUGUCAAGUUCAUGGGGCUGCCAAGCUGAAUAUUUCCUGAGCAAAAUCGUGUGCUGAGCAAAAUCGUGUGCUGAGCAUAAACAGCUGAGAUAGUGCCACAAGAAACGCUGCACAAAAUUCUGGUUGGU
Messenger RNA from Patiria miniata (bat star), 8083 nucleotides. RefSeq names its product mucin-17-like. The transcript is spliced from 5 exons. The record is from RefSeq and is a predicted model, not a curated record. Bases 196 to 7809 code for a protein of 2537 amino acids. Lineage: Eukaryota; Metazoa; Echinodermata; Asteroidea; Valvatida; Asterinidae.